Molecule: messenger RNA, 785 nt
Organism: Nicrophorus vespilloides
Lineage: Eukaryota; Metazoa; Arthropoda; Insecta; Coleoptera; Silphidae
Gene: ATPsynO
Product: ATP synthase subunit O, mitochondrial
Exons: 3
Coding region: 106-735 (209 amino acids)
Biological process (GO): proton motive force-driven mitochondrial ATP synthesis
Molecular function (GO): proton-transporting ATP synthase activity, rotational mechanism
Source: RefSeq, a predicted model, not a curated record
AACUUUCAAGUUGCAAAUUGACAUUUGCCCAGUUGCAGCUGAUAAGGUGCGGAGCUUUUUUGUUAAACGAAUUUCGCAAGGAAAUACCGCAGAAGGUCCUCCAGAAUGGCAUCCAACAAGCUUUCCAUGAUUGUUCGCCAAUUGAGCACCAGCAACGCUAACCAGCAGCUGGUCAAAGCCCCAAUCCAAGUUUUUGGCAUUGAGGGUCGUUAUGCCACUGCCCUGUACUCUGCUGCCAGCAAGCAGAAAACCCUUGAUGCUGUCGAGAAGGAUCUGAUCAAGUUCCAGGACCAAAUGAAAGUUGAUGGACUUCUGUUUGAAUUCAUCAUGAACCCGACCAUCAAGAGGAAAUUGAAGGCUGAAGCCCUCAAGUCUGUCUCCUCGAAAAUGUCCAUGAAACAGGAGACCUCCAACUUGCUCCAGUGCUUGGCUGAAAACGGCCGCCUGAAGAAGGUCAACAAUGUCAUCAACCACUACAAACUUAUGAUGUCUGCUCACAGGGGAGAGGUUCACUGCGAGGUUACCACCGCUGCUCCGAUGGAGCCGGCUCAACGCCAGAAGCUGGAAGCCGUGUUGAAGACAUUCCUGAAAUCGUCCGAAACCGCUCUGUUGUCCACAAAGGUUGACCCAACGAUUUUGGGUGGAAUGGUCGUGAGCAUCGGCGAUCGUUACGUCGACAUGAGCGUUUCCAAGAAGAUCAAGAAGUACACUGAACUCAUCAGCGCCACUGUCUAAUUUGUUACGCUUAAGCAGAAUCAUUAUAGAAAUUUCAAUUAACAAACAAA